AUGUGUGUGGCGUCCGUGUGUGGCGUGUGUGGCGUCCGUGUGGCGUGUGUGGCGUGCGUGUGGUGUGCGUGUGCUCUGGAGAAUGAUUAUCUGCAGGAGUGCCUUGAAGUGGUUCAGCAAGAAUUCAUGAUCUUCAACCGCGAGAAGUUAAAGAGGCGUCAGGAGGAGGGGCCCUCUGAGGCCGGAGCUACAGACCAGGACCUCCCAGACCAGGACCUCCCAGACCCUGAGCCAGACCAGACCCCAGUCCAGGACCCAGACCAGGACCCAGACCAGGACCCAGACCAGGACCCAGACCAGAACCCAGAUCAGGACCAGCACCAGAAUCAUGACCAAGACCAGGAGCCGGGACCUGAGGCCUCGUCCAAACGGAGCAUGUGCGGCUCCGUCUGCUCGUCCCCUGGGAGCUGCUAA
This is a messenger RNA of Knipowitschia caucasica, 414 nucleotides long. The record is from the annotation of a GenBank genome assembly. Lineage: Eukaryota; Metazoa; Chordata; Actinopteri; Gobiiformes; Gobiidae.